AUGGAGCGAUGUGCUGACGUCACCGGCUCUCCUCCCCCGCUCAGGAGAAGGAAGAAGCUGGCGGCAGAAUGCGAGCGAAGCCCCGUGCGAGGCUCAGACACUGGAGCAUCAGGUUUCCCUGUCUGCCUCCCAGCCCGGGCCAUGGGCAGAGCGCUGCUGGAGAAUGGAGGCUUCCCAGGCUGAGGAGGGCACAGGGAGGGGGAGAAGACUGUAAGUGAACCAGGGAUCCCUAGCCUCUCUCCCCCCCAGCCAGAGCAGGUGGAUACCGCCUGAAUGCCUUCGGUAACCUGAUCGGGGCACUCGGGACAGGACACAGAGAUCCCCAGUGUGUGAGUACUGCACAGAGACUGCUGCAUGUGACUAGAUAGAGGGGCUGAUUGGGAGAGCCACGAAUCACUAGCUGGCUCACUUCACUUUCUGAGGACGUUUAGACUUUUAUAUAUUCUGCUAAAGGUAGAAUGGAGAGGGUUUGUUUUAUAUACCUACUGAUAAACUGUAUUGACUUCUUAGGGAAUUAUAUAUGAAAUAAUUAAACCGUGUACUGUGAUGUUCUGUUAAAUAGAUUUCUGCUUCUUGCAAUACUUUGUUGUAUGUGUAUAAAGUAUUAUGUGAUAGUGGGGUUUUUUUUUUUGUGUGUGUGGCAUCGUCAUGCCCCACUCCCCCCAUUGCUUGAGUUCAAGACACACAGUUUGCUACUUGGGCAUUGCGAUAUGUUUUUUUUCCUUGAAUGUAGUAGAGCAAAAGCAUUGCAACUGUGAGUUAAAAAAAUAAAAUCCCAGUAUAUAUAUAUAUAUAUAUAUAUAUAUAUAUAUAUAUAUAUUUUUUUUUUUUUAAAAAGAAUCAAUAUCUGGUAUCCAAUAGAAUAAUGAUAUCUUAUCGCGUUACAGAAAAUGGACUGUGUACUUCAUCUCUAUCUCUUUGACAGCUGGGAGGAGUUAGCAAUGGGAUUUAUAAAAGUUUGUCGUCUGUACUAUUAUAAAACAAACCUGCAAGGAUAUGCAGUUAACACCCAAAGCAAUUGAUUUAAGUGUUUGGUGUCUCUGUUCAACCUUUGUCCGAUUGACAGAGAUCCAUAGCACACGUGUACAUACAGUGAACAAUAAUAAUUGUGUGAUUUGUGCAGAAGCUUUUGGGAUUGAUUAAAGGAUCACUAUAGGGUCAGGAACAGAAACAUGUAUUCCUGACCCUAUAGUGUUAAAACCACCACCUGGGCCCCGCAUGCCUCCAUAAAUAUAGCAAAAUCUUACUGUAUUUAAGCCUGAAGCUGUAGAACUGCAUGCUGUUAGACUAAAAAAAAAAAAAACAAGCAGUCUGCUGACAUCAUCAGAAGUGGUGGCCUGAUCCAAUCACUAUGCUUCCCCAUAGGAUUGGCUGAGACUGACAAAGAGGCAGAUCAGGGGCAGAGCCAGCAUGAUUCAAACACAGCCCUGGCCAAUCAGCAUGUUUGGAUGCAUUUUAGGCAGCCAUGACCCAGGAAGGAUCUCUAACAGCCAUCUGAGGAGGGGCCAGUGAAGUUAUCACUAGGCUGUAAUGUAAACACUGCAUUUUCUCUGAAAAGACAGUGUUUACAGCAAAAAGCCUGCAGGUAAUGAUUCUACUCACCAGAACAAAUUCAAUAAGCUGUAGUUGUUCUGGUGACUAUAGUGUCCCUUUAAAUACAAUUGCAACCACUGUGAUGCCAGAAUGAUUUUUUUCCCAGUAAGUAUAAUUUUAAAAUUUUCAUUUUGCUGGCAAGUAAUGUUCCCUUUAAAAGGUCACUCCAACCUCCAUAACCAUGUCUGCUUUUAGAAGUGAUUGUGGUUUUAGGAGUCUCUAUGUGCAGUGAGACAUCGCACACUUAUAGAUAUUCACAUUUAUUUUUAUUUUUUUGCCAGGGCCUAGUUACACACUUAGCAGUGCUUAUGACUUUGUCAUCAGUGUUUGAUCUCCCCUACUUCUAUGUGCCCAAUUCCAUACUCCUUCGUGUUACAUUAUUUAUUAUCUCUCUCCCUUCCAUGCUCCCUCUCUGAGUCGUUGAAACGGUCCAAACAAAUAUGAUUGGACUGCAUGAGGGAGCAGUGACGUCAGACCGGACAUGGAAACCAGCGCAGGGAGCUUUGCCCGGUGCUGGAUUUCUGGUACGUUUAAUUCUUUUUAACUUUCUAAAUGGGGUGACCCAAUGGGACAUGCUAUAAUAACAUAUAGAUGAUGUUAUUCUUCGAGAAUAGCUUAGGAUAGUGAUGAAAUGUGCAGUUUAAGUUUGCUACCCUACCUGAUGCUCAGGUUAUCAUUCAAGUUUUUUUGUUUUUGUUUUUUUGAUUUGAGAGGAGAAAAAAAAUGGGUCAAUUUUAAUCCUAUAAGGACCACAGCUGUUGGUAGAUGUUCAUGAGAUCUGCAGAAGGCGGUCUUGUGUUAUCUUCCGUAGAUGACGACUCUUUCUUUUUUUUUCCUUUCUUUUUUUGUUCUCUUUUCAUUUACACAUGCACAGCAGUAUAAAAAGUGAUGUGGCUCUUGUUUGCACCUUCCGCAAGGAACUGAAGAUCUGUCUCAAUAAGGGAGCUUUAUAUAAAGUAAAUCUCCCUCAUCAUCCUCCCUUGUACACCACUGUAAGAAAAAAGGGCACACCAUUUGGUGGUCUUUGGGGAAAAAUGCAAAGACCCCACACGAUCAAAUUAAUUUGAACAUUGUACAUAAUUUGUGCAUGAAAUCAUAUUUUUUUUUUUUUGUCAAAUUAACUGUACCCCUCUCACAUACAGGGUAAUACUAAUGGAAGGCUGCUGAGCCUUUUGUGCUCACUAAGGAUGUCUAAAAAGUUUCCAAGAAUUAGAAUUUCACUUUUUCUCACCAAGAGUUCACCAGCUAAAGCGGGGGAAACAAUCAGUCAUUAUGUCUUGCCAAACCUGUUCUGUGCACCGUUUGCUUCACUUCACACCUGAUCACAAGCACUUUCUCUUACAUAUUCUUUGCCUUGAUUCUAACUAUUAGUCACUUGGUCUACCAUGCAUGGUCAAGUGCUGUACUGAAUACAAUCGCGCUAUUCAGAGGUUUAUGGAGAAUUACAGCUUAGUUAACAAAACCGUGAGAGGACUGCGUUUGACUGAGAAAACUACUUCCUCACUACAGAACUAGCAGAUUAGUUCCUGGAGAUUUUUUUUUUUUUGUUUGUUUGUUUUUUUUGAAUAUCAUUUUUAUUGAUGUGCUUUCAUUUUUUUUUUUUAUUCUAUGAGUUGAAGAGUGAUGACGGUGAGGUUAGUGAUAACCUGAAGUGUCACUUUAAUGACUCCUUCUGUUGACUUCCCUGACGUUUAGUGAUUAUGAGUCUCUAGGAGCUUUUCCUGCAGUUAAGGUUUAUGAUGGAAAAGUAAAUAUCACGUUUUAGCAAUAGCAGCAGAUUUGUGUCUCCAACAUUUUUUUUUUUUUUUUUUUUUAAUUUAAUCAUGGGAUUUCAGCUAGACUUUAAUAACCAGUACUAGGUUUCCAACAUCUCUUCAUAGGUAUACCAUACAACAGAGGUUUCCGAUCUUUUAUAACCUAGACACACAAUUACUAUUUUUUUUCCUGCUUUUUUUUUUUAUAAGAUGAACCUCUUUGUUGCUGGCAGCGUCCUGUGGGGCUGGUUAAUGGCGAUUUUCUCAGGGGACCCUCUUGGCCAAAAAAGGAACAGCAGGAUUGGCAUUCGGGUUCUGCAGCUCCGCACAAAACCAGAUAACGUUGAGCCUGCUGCAGGGAAACCUGUCACCGUUUAGGGGCCCAUGUAAGCGGGCAUACCAUUGCAAAUUGGGUACUCCAGGCAUUAUAAACACUGCAUAGGGCGGUAGAGGAUAUGAUGCUUUGAGUUACCUUUUUUACAGCAUUUUGUUAGUAUCACAUUUACUUGUAGCCUUGCUAAACGAAUAUGCAUGCUUCUAGUCAAAUUAACUUAUUAGUUGUUUUUAAUUGCUUGAUAGGAACACCAAUUUUAAUACGGACACAAAAAAAACAAAAACUUACAUUUUCUUCAUGUAAAAAAAAUUGCAUUUUCUUUGUGGUCACAGUGCAUUGUCCUUUAGUGUUAACCCUGAAAUUUAAAGUAUUGCUGUUUAGUAAAUAUGAUAAUGCUUACAUUGCAGGGUUAAAUAUGUCUCUAGUUAAUGUCUACCACUAGACCAACCGCAUUCUCCAUGAGAAGCGUUGGUUUGAUGUUGCAGGAGGCAGAUUUUAAGUGGCUGCAGGGACUCUAUCUUGCCUCGGGGGAAAAAAGGUAAGUUAAGCCUUUUAUUUCACUUUUUUUUUUUUAGAUUAAAGGGGGUCCUGAAUCAAAAUAAAGAUGAGAACACUAUAGCAUUGGGUAUACAGGUAUGUAUUCCUAACAUUGUUGUGUUCUUUAAACGAUUUUAUUCAACCUAUUACAGACCUGAAGUACAUGUGUUUGUGGCACUUUAAGGUGGUUUGAGAGACACUGGUGGAAAACCACGGCCUUAUUGCACUAAAAGAUGUAUUAGGCUGGCUGACAUUAGUGGUCUGAAGUAAACUUUGAAAACUUGCACUGGGGCCAGAUUAUUUAUUUAUAUUUUAUUUUAUUUUUUUAAUUUAUUUGAUAAAUUCUGUAUAAAAAGAUAUCCAUAUAAUAAAUAGUUUUGUUAAUAAUUGAAAUUAUUAUGUUUCUGAAGUUGCCGUAUAAGUCAUUUUGUGUUUUCGAAGUGGCUGGUUAUUCUGGCACGAUGUAGGAGAAACAUUUUGAUCAUGGAAUGUUUCAUCCACCCAAAAUGUCCUACUUUACUUCACUUUUGGUGCUAUGAAUUGUUUCUAUACCCACUUUUUAGUCUAAUAAUAUCAAGUUAAAUACAAGAUUGAUUGUCGACCUGUCCUAUUCCCUGUAAUCGUAUAAUAUAUUUGAUUGUAAUUGCAUAUUUAGCCAAGGUUGGCUUAGAAACAAGUAUAUAAUUGUUAGGAGCAAUUUACAUGUUUGAUGGAUGUUUCACUAGUCACUUCUCCAUUUUACAAGUGGAAACCCUACCGGUUUCUAUUUAGGAAUAGAUCCUUAUGGAAACUUAUGACAAGAAAAACUGACUGCUUAACAGGAUUAUCCACUUUUAGAUUAUAUAAACGACAUGCUACAGUUACUGGAAAAUGUCCCUGAUUUUUAUUUUUAAAUUCUAAACAUGAAAAGAAACUGUGCUGUAUGCUUGUCUGUUAAAGGAAUACUGUCAUCGUGACUUAUUAUUUGGUAUUUUCUAAUGCAUUCAUGUAAAUGGUUACAAAGUAUAUCCUCACUUAACAUUGCUUUUUAGGGGCAGACAUUUUUAAGGCCUUUUUAAGAUGGUUGCCCUCACAGAAAUAUGGUUACUACGGAGACACCCUGAAUAAAAGGCAUUUAGUGAUUAUAUAAAUGCAAUGAAGAAAACACAAGGACUUCGUUACAUGUGAUAUUUUAUUUGUUAUAAUUGCGAAUGAUGGCCAUUUCCUUUUAACCUUAAAGGGUUAAUAUCGGAUUGGCAUCUAUAGCAAUAAUGAGAAGCUUUUAGAAGAAGAAAAAUCUAUGCAUAGUGCAGAAUUUCAACAAUAUAAAAGGGAUCUGUUUUGAAUUUGUUUAACAUUCACAGCACCCCUCAAAUUCUCUGCUAUAUUGAAUUUAACCUAUUUUGGCCAUGUAAAUGCGGUAAUAGCAAUCCACUGUCUCGGGGGACAGCGUCCAGUUUUAAAGGAAAGUGCACCCACACUGUAGUGUUUCUGGCGCCAGGAAUGCCCUGAUGCACUCCCGAAGUAAGCAACAAUUUACUUAUCUAUGUACAGCUGGGCUCCUGCUGCCAGAAGGCGCUUUCAGUUAGCUUUACUGAGCUAAGCUCUUCCAUGCAGAGCACAGUGGCUGAGCACCUCAGCUGAGUAUCCACAGUCAAUAAGAACCACCAUGCAUGGCUGAGUUUAGUUCAGUGGAAGAGCUUCUUGCAACAGCAGAAGAAAUGUCCAGCACCCAGGGAAAUGAUCAAUGCAGUCUUAAGUGGUUUGACUCUCGCAUGGUUCCAGAGCAUUCCUGGCACCAUAACCACUACAGCAUGAUGUACUGUUUAGAAUGUUUGAAGGGUUACUUUUGAAAUCAACUAUCUCACUUUAAAAUGUAUGGGGAUUUCCUGUUUUGCUACUGUCUUGCCAAUCCCUCAUACUAUUUGCAUUAGAUUCCAAAGCACAUGCACAGUGUAUAUGUAAUUACGACCAUUGACGCGAUGGGGAAACUUAAUGGAGUAAGGAUUGAAGGCCAAUAAAUAGUUCCAGGCUACGUUCUCUGCCAAAAUUUCAAAUGGUGGUUGAAGAUAUAGGGCUUUAUUCACAAAACUCCCAGCAAUCUCCCAUUUAAUGAAGUGUUCUUAAUACCGUGGUCUUGCCAUUUUAUCCCUUCAGUGUAAAACAUUUCCCUUUUGUAGAAACUGCAAUAUUUACAUUGAAGGGUUAAAUACACUUUCAGAGGCGGUCUUCCGGACAGCCACUAGAGGCGGUUCCUGCUCCAGAACAAAGUCAUACGCCAAGAGGCUUUUGAUUGAGCGCAGCGUAUAGCAGGUGAUGGUGAACUACAUGCGCCAUGAUGGCUUAUGUCGCAAAUUUUUUAACAGCAGCGCUAUAUUUCAUUCUGGAAUGGUUAUGUCGUCAGAGGUGGAGUCUGCGGCUGCAGCAGAGGAGUCUCUGCAUUGGAAAUGAUAAAUAAUCUUUAUUUAACGUCACAAUGAUAGAAGGGAACUUAUAGUCCUGAACAAAAUUACUGUUCUUUUUGGGACUUUAAAAAUUCCUUUAAAUCUGGAAUAUCUUCAUUGAGGUAAAAUUUCUAGAGGCAGUUUAUGCAAUAAUAUUUAUCCUGGCCCAAUAUUGAUGGCAAUAUGAUGUAACACAUUGAAUUUUCUAGAAUCUGAAUUGACUGAUGGAUUUUAUCCAGUCAUUGCUAUUUAUAAUUUUAUUUUAUCUACAUUAUAUUAUAGCCUCAACCUUUGGAACUCUGAGCAUUGCAGUAGUAUACAUAUUUUAGUGAUCGUAUUUACCUUCAUGUUAUGAUGGGCUGUGUCAUUCAAUCCCACAGUUUCCAUCUUUACAUCAUUCAUAACAAAUGCUUGCAUGUAGUGUGGGAGGCCCUAUACAUCCUACGUAGUACAUUGGUUCCAGCUGCACAUUUUUCAUGCUAAAUAGCUACAUGUGUAGGUGGGCUUGUACUUUAUGCCAAAGUGUGGGUUAGGUUGUUUUAUUUAAACCUACCCUCACAUUGCUUAUAUCGUAGUAAAUUAAAAUCGCCUGUUAGCACCUGAUUGAUCACAUUUAAAGUGUGUGUGUGUGUGUGUUUUAUAUUGUAAUCAGCUCUGGUCCCUGACCACAAGUGCAUAUGUGUGUACCAUAUCUCCCAUCAUUUUAAAUGUGCAAAGAGGGGACCUUUACCUUUAGAGGUGUAAGUGGAGCUGUGGUCAGGGGCGGGGGCUGUUCUGAGAAAUUUUAGGAAAAUUACUAAUAACAAUGUCUGCAAAUUUAAUUUAGAGCAAGAACACAUUUAUUGCAGUCUAAAGGCACAUUACUGUGAGAAUUAUUGCAGUUCAGCUCUGCUGAAUACUCCGACACACCAACCAUAUGGAGCUCCUUGAAAAGAGGGAGAUUAGGAAAGAGAAAUUUAGGUCCAAAAUAGGCACUGUCCCUCCUCAAUAGGGUCACUUGGGAGGUACGUAUGUGUGUAUCUAUGUGUCCAUAUAUUUAUCUAUAGUCUCACAUAGGGCUUUUCUGUAACCUGUAUGAUUGACUUUGUACGCAUCUGAACUUUUUUUUUCUUCUUUUUCUUUUUUUUUUUUUCUGAACCAACCUUGCUAACCACCUUUUAAGUGUUAAAUAGCAUCAAAAGUCUUCAACAAGCAUCUCUUUACACUAACCACCAAAUAUUCUCACGGAACUGCUCUUUAAAGCCUUUUAUUGCAGCAGCCAACCGUAUAGGUUAUAUCAUUUUGUACUGAGAGAUGGUAAUUAUGUGCCAAGUAGCUGAGAUUGAUGGCACUACAACUUUAGCAACUUGGCACAAAGUUUAUUUGCAGCGUUUUCUUUUUAUAGAAGCCGUAGCUAUAAUAAACCAAAGUUAUAGUGUUUCUUCAGCAUCUUAUAUGUGUAGGAGUAUCAUCUUGUACUUUAGAAUGUGGUGGGAUUCAGUUUCCGGCAAUGCGUCGCACUGUUUAUGUACACGUUGAGUUUGUGUCACUCUUUGAAAACAUAUUUAGAAUAAAAUAUGCAGCAUCUUGUGGAAUGGUACUAAAUACAACCUCUAAAUAAAUACACAUUGCAGUGCAUGGAAAUUUUAGUAUCUUAAAUCUUAACUUGUAUGUGUGUUUUGUUGGUUUUUUUUCCCCCCCAUGUUCCUCUCCUUGCCGUUUUUAGUAUGGAAGGAAUGUGCCUAAUCUUUUUCCAUUAUCACUUGUGUUGGAGAAAAUCCAAACCCUUGUAAAUUGUCACAAGGGAGGCCCUUCAUCACCCGGGUGCAAUUCUGGAUGCUUUUCUACAGUUGUUACUGUAGAAUUAUUUGUGUACUGACUAAUAAUAAAGGUGAUGAUACGUAUACAGUGAUGAUGUGUUUUAAUGUUACCCCAUUUUUCAAAGAGGUAUUUUUUUUUUUUUUUUAAUUAUUAUUUUUUUUUUUACUGGGUCUGUAAAUUUAAAUAGAUAUCUUACCUGUUUUGGGCUAAAAUUUUAAAUACUCAAUUCCCAACAAUUUACAGUGGAUAUCCCUGAUCAUGUACAUGCCCAAAAUGGUAGAUACUUUGUACAACAUAAACGGUUGGCAAAGCAUUAUAGUUUUUGUAGUCCUACAACACCCUUGAGUCUACUUUUUGGCUAUUUGAUUUAAUGAGUGAAUUAAUCUUAGUUUGUAGCCAUAAUUAAAAUAAAGAACCAGAAGGAAGGAUAUGCCAUAGUGCUGCAUUGGAAACCUCUGUACCCUAUGCAGGCUGAGCAUUAUGGGAAAUGUAGUUCACUAACAACUGCCAUGCCAAGGUUACUCAUCACUUCAAAAUAGUUGUUACUUAUAAACAUUUUAAAAGUGAAAUAAAUGAUUAACCCCUAGUGGAGUAUUUGCAAUUAGUGUCUUUACUAAAGAUUUAUGUAACUGUACGAAUCAAUCUGAGGUAUAUUUAUUUAAUUUAGAAAUCUUCAUAGCUGCUAAUAUUGUGACCACACACUUUGCAACAGAUGUGUCCAUUUCAGUUAUUUAUAUAAAAACGAUCCAAGUUUCUCCGAAGAAGUUCAUACCUGUUGGUUGUAACUUCUGGUAUAAAAGGGAAUCAUGACAUGUCACACAUGUCAUGUGUCCUUAAGGGGUUAAGGAACACUUGGAUUAGGAAUACAAACCUAUUUAGAUUAGAUUAAAAAAAAAAUUUACUUUUUUUUCCCCCAGCGCUGAGACUCUCUGUGCUACUGCCUGCUCCCCCUCCUAUGAUGUCAUACCGGAGGUGUUUCUCUCUUGGCGAUGGUCCAUUCAAUGUCCUCAUGCAUUUCGAAGGUCACGUGACAGGUUCACUAGGUUGAUGUGGCUGAAGGUGUGUUUUAUUACGUCAAUGUAAACAGUGCAGUUUCUACAAAACAGCAAUGUUUUACAUCCAACGGUUAAAAUUACAGGACAACACAGAGACCAAUUCAUUGAGAUUUAGUGGUCUGGGUGCAUUUAGUGGCCCAUUAAAUUUUAGAUAUAUUAUAAGCCAUGUAUAGCAUAGCUGAUGGAUUUAAAGGAACACUUCAUGCACCAUAACCACCAUCGCUCAUUGUGGAGCUGCUUUGGGAUAGAAACCAGGGGUCUACCGUGUGGCCCCUUACUUACUUAGGCUUUUGCCGUCUCAACUUUGGAUUCCAAUGAUAUGCUGAGAACACUGGGCUAAAGGCACCCACAAACUUUGUGUCAUAACCACUGUAAUGUGCUGUAGUGGGUAUGGUGCUUCAAGUGCCUUUAAGGCUGUAAUAAUGAGUCUAAUGAAGACACAUUUGUCUGGCAUUAUUAAAGAAACCCAAGGUGGUCUGAUUUGGACAUGAGAUGAUUCUCAUGUGAAAAUCCGAACGUUAAAACCUUGGCAUCGCAUAAAGCUCUGCAGAGAGGCUGGGGUCUGGGCACCUCUCACAUUCACAUCUUUCAGAUUUUUAGGUUUCAGAUUUAAAAUGAUCUUAUAGAGGAUAAUGACUGUCACUAUACCAACCACCAGGCACUAAAGGUACAAGCUUUUCAUGCCCUAAAACAGUAUUUCACAGAUCUGGAGUCUUAGGAAAGAGGGAGGGGGAGGUGUGGGGUGGGGGGGACCAAAAAAAGGGCAAAUAAAUCCUUUGUGCCCUCUGGGAAUAAAACGCUGUAUAAUGCUCUGGGAGGUCCAAACACAAUGCAAUUACAACUGCCCUGGAGGUUAGAGACGUGCAUUGCUUCUUUUCCUACCUUGCGCAGUUGUCUUUGUCUAUUUUUUUACCUAUAUGACCCGCAAGUGGAUGUGUAUUAACAAUUUGUUGGCAUCGUUGCAAAGCAUUAUGGAAAUGUGUGUUACCACUUACAUGCAUAGCAGGUAUUUUUUAUUUUGUGUGCAUUUUCUGUUAAUUAAAUUGGAACUGAUCUUUAACUAUUGUUGGAGCUUACACGUUAAUGGCUAUAGGAAAAUUAUUAAAAACCUCCUGUUUCCCACAGCGCCCCUGCCUUGUGAGGGUCCGGAUGAGCUUUGAGGCUUUAUGUCUGGAAGCUGACCAUCUGAAGUAUAUAAUCUCCUUUCUAUACGCCACCCAUUAGCGCCAAUGUAACUCUACUACUCCUUCUUUCUUUGGCUGCUGGAAGAUGGCCCUGAAGACCACGUUCUUGGCCCCUCAGUGGGAAAAGAUCUGUGACUCAGUUCUCCAGUGCUUUGGUGAUCAAGCUGCGGGAAUCCUCCUAUAAGUUGUUUUUUUUUGUUUGUUUGUUUUUUUUUUUGCAGUGCAUAUAACAACGGUACCCCAACAGCAAUCCUCAGGCUUUUUUUUUUUUUUAAAUCACUUGUAACAUUUAGGUAUUUUGGAAUACAUGCACAAUUUUAUAUUUUAUGAAGAGGUUAAGCAAUAGUAGCAUAGGGUAGUUACAGUGCGAAGCAGGACACAGAAUAAUGCAGCUAUGGCAAAGUUAUAAUAAAACAAGAAGGUGAUGACUAGAGAUGUCGCGAACGGUUCGCCACGAGCUGUUCGUGGCGAACUCCGGUCAGCUGACACAUCCCGGCCAAUCUCCAGCAGACCCUCCCACCUCCUGGACAGCAUCCAUGUUGAAGGCAGCUUCAACAUGGAUGCUGUCCAGGAGGUGGGAGGGUCUGGGAGGGAGGGUCUGCUGGAGAUUGGCUGGGAUGUGUCAGCUGACCGGAGUUCGCCGCGAACGGUUCGUGGCGUCUCUAGUGAUGACAUGUAAGCAAUACCACUGGGUGCCCAUUUAAGACUGCGCUAGUUGACUGAUCAGCCAGAUAAUGUGUCAAAUGCCGAUUGGCAUAUUAAACAGAGCUAGGGGAGAUGGACCACUUCAACGAUAAUACAGGCGGAGCGUGGUAGUGCUACGCUUAAGUGAAUAGGUCAGGCAAGGAAAGUGGUGAGUAUACCAACUGGCUUACUAGGCUAAUAAGCUAAUCAGGAUGAUACAGUCGUAGUGCAUAAUAGACAUAUCGGUAAUGGCUAAGAAUCACGCUAGGUAAAUUAAAGGCAUUAAGUGGUCAGGAGGGAUAGCCAUGUAGAGAAAAAGAGUAAAUGAAAACAUAUAACGUGUGGUCGGCAAUCAUGCUGGGUAGAUGCACUGCCCGAACUUGGCCAUCUGCUUCCUGGUGCUAGAAGUGUGUCUGUGGUGGUGCUUAGUGGACCCAGUUUGCGGGCUACCAUGUAGGCCCCUCGAUUCAGUAGGCUAAACAGUCAUCCGACACCUGUGCGUGGCCCCUGCUUGUGUUUGGGCUCAGUCCACUUGGGGGAGCAGUGCAGCGUCAUGAAGGUGGGGUGCCUCUCGAACUCUGGUGCUUUGGGAGAGCUGGUACCCUCUUGCCACGAGCCUGGAAUCCGUCGAGGUCCAGGAUCUUCCUGGUUGGAAGGGUGUGGUUGGCCUUGCGUGGUUCAGGUGUGCGUCUUGCGGCCCUCCGCGUGUGUGACCGGUACCUGUGGGUCUUGACCCGUGUUGCUCUCAGCCCAGGUGGGCAUCUUGUGUGAGUCUAGGAGUGGGGGACAGCAUUGCGCCCAUUAGAGGUUUCCCAGGCCUCAUCUUGCUGUGAACGUAGUCCCUGGUAGGUGGUACAUGGAUGGCUACAGCUGUCCGUGUGCGAGCCAGCAGCUGAGCCCAGAAUCGGUCAAAAAUAUAACUGAGGGUGUGCCUUGCUUUAUUACUGGGGCCUGGCACAUCAGGCUGCUGCAGCUGCAUGCCGUGUGUAGCUGGGUCAGAUGAGACUGCCAUCUUGGAGACGUUCAGCUCGUGAGGACUGCAAGACCCUCUGAAAGGUAUGAGGCUGAGCUAGCUCCCUUCGGUGGGGACCGGGAUUUCCCCCACCGGUCCAUGGUGGGGGGAAUGUGUAGUGCUUGCGUGCGGCUUGGAGCAGCGAGUGGAAAGCAGGGCUCCAUUUGGAAAGCUUCCCAGCAGUUCAACCUGAGAUAUCAUUGCGGUUAGUGUCCGUGCAGCAGGAGCUCAUACAAGACACGUCUUGCUUGCUGGUCCCACCUAUAAUUUCAUAUUGCUGUGGUGUAAAACCCCACAGGCACUACAAGUCCCUAGGCACCUGCCACCAUAUUUGGUGGGACUGUCCUCCGAUAGCCCCGUCCUUGAAAAAGAUACAUGGCCCUAUCAAAUGGUUCACUGAUCACCCUCCCCCAUUCCAACUGGCAUCGUUCCUACUCCACCAUACCUCAGUGGCGGACUCUGCAUACAAGUAUUCGUUGACUAUUCAAAUCCUGAAUACUGCUUUUUUCUCUUCUCUUCUCUUUGUCCUUUUUACUUUCUCUUUACUUUUACUCUGGUAAUUAUUUUCAUGGCUGGGAGAUUAUCUAUCAAGGUUUAUUAAAGGGACACUAUAGUCACCGGAACAACUACAGCUUAUUGUAUUUGUUCUGGCGAGUAUUAUUAUUAUUAUUAUUAUUAUUUAUGUAGUGCCAACAGAUUCCGUAGCUCUUUACAAUAUUAUAAGAUGGGGGGAUUUAUCUAUAAAUAGGAUAAUUACAAGAAAACGUACAGAAAUGAUGGGUUGAAGAGGGCACUGCUCAAACGAGCUUACAGUCUAUAGGAGGUGGGGUAUAAAACACAUUAGGACAGGAAAUAGCAAUCAAAUAAGGUGGGAGUGAAGCAGAGCUGGAGGAGAGAGUAGAGUGCUGCCCUUUAGGAGAGAGCAAGAGACAGGUAUGUGAGGUAGAGGUUACUCUGGGACGCCAUAAGCUUUCCUAAAGAGAUGGGUUUAAGGCACUACCAAUACCGAUAUUCUGUAAAUUACCCCCCUUUAGUGUUUUUUCUCCCUCCAUGCCCUUUAGUGUGUGGUCCCUCCCGUGUGCCUCAUUACCACUCUUGUUGCGUGACCAAGCGGAGCAGACUGCGGUACAGGAGUUCAGUUUCCUGUACCCGGCCGGGGUGACAGGAAUUGCUCUCUCAGUGAGUAAUUCCCGUCUGUCCGGCUGGGUACAGGAAACCGAAGCUCCUGUACUGCGAUCGGCUCUGCUCCGCUUGGCCACGCUACACUGAGUGACUGACUGGUAGGGGGAGCAAUGUGGGCUUCCUUCCUGCUGGUCAAUCGAUUGUUGCCUUCUGGACAUGCCAGCCCUGUGUGCGUUGUGCCACCGCCGCCUCUCACAUUAUCGGCAAUAUCAGUAUCAAUAGUGGCCGAUACUGGGGGCAGGGCCUGACACUCAUGGCAACCAGACGUGCUUUGCUUGAGCUCCUCGCCUGGCUUUUAGCCUAUCUUUGCGUCUGAUCUGCACCCUGUGGAAACUUACCAUAACCCUGACCGGGCCGGUUCACUUAGAAGUUGAUGGGAGCUAAAAGUGAUGCAGAAACAACCAGAGGAGAUGGUGCGGCCAAGUCGACCUCUGGAACGGGAGGGACGGCCGCCCUACCAGUCUUGAGGGUCCUGGACAUGUGCUGAAUCCUUCUACUGCCCCGUUCUCUCUCCGCCCCCACCCCUUCGGGACCGGUGGGUGUUAUCCCGGUCCCCGUCAAGCAAGCUCUAACCGUCACAUCUCUUCUCGGCGGAUCAACGUGGUAGGUAGAAGGCUCCCACGCGGUCUCACUAAAAUGGCUGCGCAGCAAUUCCACCAGCCAAGAAGGUGAAUCCUUUGUGGCGUUCUGAUGCGGUGCUCAUAAGUCAAACAGCCCGAGCCGAAUCUGGGGGUUCUUAUCCCCCUUUUCAGGUAAACAAUUUGUCCCCUAUUUUCAUUCUAUGGAAAUGCUUACUGCUGUUACUUACUCCUGGUUACAUCUGUUGCCAUUGGUCAUAAAUUAAGCUGUUUAGUCUGUAAAACCUGCAGUGUACGCGCAUUUGAUAUUUGAUACAGUGUAAGUGGCUGGUUGCUACAGAAUAUAUUUCUGGACACACAAAUUCUGCAUGCUGUUGGGCAGUGCAUGAAAAUGCUGCCCUGCAAUAUGUAACUUUCAUUUGCUGUGGACAGGAACACAACUAAUUGAAUCUUUCAUAUGGCUAUUUAACUUCCUGUAGCCUCUGAUUCCUAAAGAGUGUAGGACAGCACUUUUCAUGUUUUGACCAGCAGUCUAUACAAAUGAUGUGCCUUCGAAAACAUCGUAUAUUCAGUAGCUCUACUUGACAGGCAAGCAGGCCACUGGCAGGUUGACUGCAUACAAACUUGUGUAACAGACUCUUAUGCCAAAUUAAGUGUGAAAUUGGGAACUGUGCUUAUGGAAGCCAUGGAAAAAAAAAAUCUUAAACAACAAAUUGCCUACAGUUCUUUUAAAAGUAUAAUAAAGACAUUGCUUUUGAAGAGUUGCCAUUUUAAAAGAUGAAACCAAGCUGCUUCUGUUAGCUGAACGGCUUCAAUUAUUCUUAUAGUUUAAUCAGUUUCUGUUUGUUGUUCAGGUUGCAAAAUAUGAUUACUUGUCACAAACUAUAUUUUAUGGUGUUUGUUUAAUUUUAAGGAACUGUUUGUAUUCCCUUUUUUUUUUAUUUUUUUAUUUUUAAAUCUUUCUUUAAUAUAGUGCCACUGCCUCUGAAUCUUUAAUGAAAGUAUGAGCUGAUGCAAGUGAACACUAACCGACUCCCACACCUAAUUAAAUGUGUAAUGUCAACAUUACUAAUUAAUGGUGUGUCACCUAAGUGGGCACUCUAGUGUGAAAAUGUUGAGUAAAUAAUUUUUUUAAAAUUUUUUUUGUGUGUGGUAGAGAUUUGAUAAAGCAACAAUAUAAUCUUUUAGUUUUUGGCAUAACUACUAAAAACUGCCGUUAUUUGUAAAGUGCUCAUAUAUUUCACACUGAAGUGAAAAGGAACCAGAGGUUGUUGAGGACCCUUUUUAAAUGAGUUUAUAGUCUAGAGCAGGGUCAGACAACCUUUCACACUACUGAUAUGGACUACAUCUCCCUUGAUGCUUUGCCAGCAUCACUGCUAUAAGAGCAGUAUGGAACCAUAACCUCUUCAAUGCUGAAGGUUGCCUAUGACUGGUCUAGAGUCUCUAGACAGAGAGAUAAAAAAAAAAAAAUGUAAUUUUGUAAUUCUGUAUUAAUUUUGGCAUACUCAUUUUAUAGGUAUUUCUUUUUGGUUAUACCAUCAGAAUGCUCAUUGACUUUUCUUAAAGGAUCACUAUGGUGUCAGAAAAACAAAGCGUUUUUCCUGACACUACAGUGCUCUGAGGGUGCCCCCAUCCUCAGGGUCCCCCUCCCGUGGCACUGAAGGGGUUAAAACCCCUUCAGCAGCUUACCUUAUUCCAGCGCCGGGCUCCCUCGGCGCUGGUGACCUCUCCUCCCCCGCCGACGUCAGUGGAGCCAACUGUGCAUACGCGGCAAGUGCCGAGCGCAUUCAAAGUGUCCAUAGGAAAGCAUUUCUCAAUGCUUUCCUAUGGAUGCUCUGCGUGAUGGUGGCAUAUAAUGCCUCAAGAGUCGCAGAUGCGCCACUAGAGGCUGGCUUAACCCCAAAUGUAAACAUAGCAGUUUGCAUCUGAAGGGUUAAAACCUGAGGGACCUGGCACCCAGACCACUUCUUUGAGCUGAAGUGGUCUGGGUGACUAUAGUGUCCCUUUAAAUACCAUGGCUGAUGGCUGGGAAAACAAAUAAAGUUAUGUAGAGUGAGCUGUGAGAAAAUGUUUGGAAGGAUUAAGCAUUUCACUGAAUAACAUUUUAAUUACUUUACCUUGUAUUAGGAAAGAUGGAGCAUAAGGUAAAGUAGUCGCUCAUUUGCUUUUGGGGGGGAAAAAAUACAACCUACGUAUAAAAAAAAAAUAAAAAAUAUAUAUAUAUAUAUAUAUAUACCGUAUAUAUAUUAGGGAUCGACCGAUUAUCGGUUUUACCGAUAUAAUCGGCCGAUAUUCGGUAUUCUCGGCAAUAUCGGUAUCGGCCAAUUCAGAUACCGAUAUUGCCGAUAAUACCUCCUGGGACCGCCGGGCUCAUUACAAGCCCGGCGGUCCUGGGGGGGCGGAGAGCAAGCGCUUACUCACCUCCCAGCAGCUCCCCAGUGCAACUCUCGCGAGACCAGCGGCCGUCAGAGCGUUGCCAUGGAUCACCAUGGCAACGCUCCGCGCGACACGCUGGCCGCGAGAGUUGCACUGGGGAGCUGGAGGAGCUGCUGGGAGGUGAGUAAGCGCUUGCUGCCCGCCCCCCCCAAAGCUCAGCAAUACCACUGGACCACCAGGGACUGCUAUAUCCCCCCUCCCUGGCCAGGUAACAAGCAGGGAGGGGGGACAACAGAAAUAAAUAAUAAUUAAGUAAAUAAUUUUUUUUUUAAAUAAUUUAAUAAAAAAUGCCCCCUCACACACUGCAUUAUAUACACUACACAAACACACUGUGUAUAUAAUGCAGUGUGUGUUUGUAUAGUGUGUGUGUGUGUGUUUGUAUACAAUGCACACAAAUACACUGCAUUAUAUACACACACUAUACAAACACACAAACACAGUGUGUAUAUAACAGUGUGUGUUUGUGUAGUGUGGGUAUAUAAUGCAGUGUGUGUUUGUAUAGUGUGUGUAUAUAAUGCAGUGUGUGUUUGUGUAGUGUGUAUAUAAUAAUGCAGUGUGUGUGUUUGUGUAGUGUGUUUAUAUAAUGCAGUGUGUUGUGUAGUGUGUGUAGUGUAUAUAAUGCAGUGUGUUUGCAUAGUGUGUGUAUAUAAUGCACACUACACAAACACACUGCAUUAUAUACACACACUAUACAAACACACACACACUCUGCAUUAUAUAAACACACUACAUUCACUAUACACACACUACACAAAUACACACACACACUCUGCAUUCAUUAUAUACACACACUUUGCAUUUAGUAUAUACAGCAUUCACUUUACGCACACUACCCACACACUGCACAAACACUCUGCUUUCAUUAUAUACACACUACACUAAUACACACUGCAUCCACUAUACACAGACAAAUACACACAUUGCAUCCUCCACACACACUACACAAACACACACUGCAUCCAUAACACACACUACACAAACACACACUGCAUCCACUACACACACACUACACAAACACACACAGCUCCCCUGUCACACUGCAUCCACUACACGUGGCAUGUAUAUUUUGUGCAUUUACCUUUAGAAAUAGUUUUUAUUUUCCAAAAUGGUAAAUGUACAGAAUAUCGGCAAAUUAUAUCGGCUAUCGGCCUGAAAGUUCACAGAAUAUCGGUAUCGGUAUCGGCUCUGAAAAAUCAAUAUCGGUCGAUCCCUAAUAUAUAUAUAUUGAUAUAUGUGUGUGUAUUGAUAUUCUAAAAAGUAAUGCGAGAUAGCCUAAAAAGUUUGAAAUUAUCCAUGUCGGUUGUCUUAAUUUUCCAGUUUAUUGAAUAGGCCCCUGCAUUUAGUUCUGUGGAACACUGCCAAACAGUUGUACACUCUGAACAUUCUCAGUGCCUUUAAAAAAAAUAAAAAAAUAAAUAAAAAAAUAAAGUGGCACAGAGGAAUUUUAGCCCCAAAAGCUACCCUUUCUGAAAACAUACUAUUCGUUCUUAAUAUGACUAAUGUCUUUCUGAAUCCAAACGCACCUCAUGCACUUCAAUAAAUGGGAAAUCCAUAUUCGCUAAAUUCUGAUAUUGAAAAACAAAUUGAAAAAGCACACUCUUUUUACAUCUUUUAAACUCCACUGCCAUCUGGGUACCCCUUUUCUUACCAACCCAUUGUUAGAAGAUUAAUACAAGUAAUUUAAAAUCUUCUUUAGGCAAUGGCUGGAGUCCCAGAAAGUUGUUGGCAAAAGAGCCCAUCAUAUUAACCGCUAGCACAUUCCAAAAAGCAGCAGCAGCCCUGGGACAUGUUCCAAGACUCCAACGCAAACAUGCCAUGAAGUUGUAUUAAUUACGCAUGUGUGUGGACCUGCUUAACUGAACCCAGAACCAAUUCCAAAAAUAGAAUUUAACAAUAGGAAAAGUGCAUAACCUAUUUCUGUUUGCAUUUCUCAUUGCAUCGGUGAGAUUUUCCACAUCCUAUUUAUCCUGCGCCAGCUGCUGACAGCAGUGCACUACCCCACGUUUUAUUCUUCUACGUCAGUUGGUCUAAAAAAAAUUAAAUAAAUUGAGAUAUAUAUAUAUAUAUAUAUCUCUCUACAUAAUCAUUCACACACAUACAUAUAAAAUUCAAAAUAAAAGUAAAUAGUUUGUAUAGAAUUUGUACUUUUCUUUGCUGUAAUUAAAGAGAGAACUAACCGAAAAAAUAACUGCUUUUAUCCUAAAAAAAAUAAAUCGUUAAAUUACAUUUUAUAGAUUAGUACAAAAAAAAAUUAAUAUUUACCUUUUCAUGCCCUUAACCUUCUGUUUGUGCUUCUAUUCUACUGGUUACAUAAGACGUUAUAAUUCCACAGCCUAUAGAAACUUCUCACUGCGUAAAGUUAGACCCAUGGGCAUAGAAGAACAGUCUAACUGGAAUAGUACUAGUCAUAAGUACUAAGUUUAGCUUUCAGUUAAUCUAUAUACUUUUUCUUUUUUCUUUUUUUUUUCUUUGGGAAAACAUCAAUAUUACUUUUAUACAACUCGGUGAACGUAAAGGCUUACUUGCUUAACAGUGAAUGAAAUGUAAAUUUUCAGGUAAAGUUGUGAAUAUAGCUGUAUAGGUGAGAACCUUUCCAAAUGACUAUAUUGACAUAAAUCAUUUAAUUCAGAUUCCAGUUCACUAGUCGAAUGUUCAAAGAAUAAACUACCAAUGUUAUGUUAACUCUUUCAUGGCACAUGUCAUGUUGGUAUGUCAUGCACUAAAAAUGGUGACACGUUAUUUUACAUGUAGAGGCCACUAGUUAAAGUGGCACUGUCACUGCGUGUGAUAAAGUCAAGACUGAUAGAAUUUCACAGAAAUUCCAUUGCAGUCAAAAGAUCGAGAUAAGAGACAAAUAAGUGUGAUUACUUUGUCUUAUGUGGAAUCUGAUCUUUGGCAAAAUUCUGCAAUUGGCUGCAGUAACAAAACGGGAAACAGAACUCCCCUUUUUAUUUGAUAUUAUUUUUUUUAUUUUUUUCACAAAAUGACAAGACUUCAGUGUGAAGAACUGAACAUCUUCAUAUUCAAGGAAAAUAAAUAUACAACAUCAAACAUACAAGAAUGGUUUAAGGCUAAGUGAACUGUAAGUGUGACCAUUGUAAAUGUGAAACACACUUAAAAUAAUAUUCAAUAAUUAACACAAAUGAAUUGCUGUCUCACGAUAUAAUAGCAGUGAACAGGCAAAAAAAAAACUCAAAUGCAAUAACAAUGGGUAAAGAAGAAGCAUUAUUUAAAGGAAUACUAUAGUCACCAUAACAACUGCAGCUUAAUGUAGAUUUUCUGGUGUCUAUACCAUGUCCCUGCAGCCUAGGGACACCUAGGCCACUCCUCAGAAUCAAUGCAUAUCCAUGAGGAGAUGCUGAUUGGCCAGGGCAGCAUUUGGCUCCGCCCCCUCCCUGCCUCCUUGGAUGAGAUCAUUAGAUUUGACUGUCAGUCAAUCCAUUGCUUUCCUUUGGGAAUUCUGAUGUCUAUCAAGGAGGCUGACCCGUGCGGUGCUGGAAAUAAGGCAAGAUAGUUAGGGAACAGGGGACCUAAAUUAUUUUAUUUUUUACACUAUAGUGUCAGAAUUACAGUAUCUUGCUGAUCCUAAAUAACUGCUUUGGAAGCAAUUUGCUGUGUGUAAAAUGUCCAAAUAUAUAUAUAUAUAUAUACUGCCGAUCUCAUUAAGAUGACGUGGUCUGGGUGCCUAUAGUGGUCCUUUAAGCUCAGAUAGGAACAAGCAUUUUAAUCUGUAAUGAAUAGAUUUUAGUGUCACCUUAUUGCACAUUUGCAUGAAGAUAUAUGGGGGACAUUAGUCGUUGUGGGAUCAUCCUUGAACCCCCAUCUUGUACAGUUCUGUUUAAAAGUACACCAGCAAUUACAGUUGCCUUCAUUUCUCAAAGACCAGAAGAUUUCUAAGUAAGUGCACACUAAAACGUUUCACCCAGACGCCAAUAUGUCACAGAUAAGGUUUUGCAAAAAUUCCAAAGACCCCCCAAAGUGACAAUGUUGCUUUAAGGAUAGACCAUAAUUAAAAUCUUGUUCCACAAUGAUAAGUGAAAUUGUGGCUGUCGGCCAAAUAGUGUAUAUUUGUGAUAGUCUUGCUCCUCUAUAUGAAUUUGUACUCUUUGUUCUACAUGUAAUGGGUUUUCAUUAUCUAUUUACCAGCUGCCCUUCACUUCCUAUUGCUUAUCAGCUCAUUGUAAAUUACAAACGGCUUUAACCACUUGGUGUAGGAGACUCCUCCUGUCUGCAAACUCUGCUUGAUGAGCAUUGAAUAAGGGAAAUAACAAAACAUUGUGGUUUGAGGCUACUGACAAAUUCUUCAGGCAUAUGAGCAAUAUACCACAGCAACCCUUUUGAACUCUAAAGCAUUAUCAUUACUUAUACACACACCUCAAAAAAAACACGAGUCCUCUCUCAUGUAUGUGUGUUUAUCACCUUCUAGGCACACGUCCUGUGUGCAAAACCAAAAUUAAAUGCUGAAGGUUCUCUUGUCGGAAAUCUGCUUUUAUUAUAUUCAGAUUGACUAAAAAUUACAAUGGGACUUUAAAUAUGUUUUAAAUAAGGGAAAAAUAAACCUGGUCUGCAUUAUUUUGUGAUAUGCAUAAUCAUAUUUACAUAAUUACAUUUUUAACCCCUUAAGGACAUAUGACGUGUGACAUGUCAUGAUUCCCUUUUGGUCCUUAAGGGGUUAAAUAACAUUACCAACAAAAUUACAUUCUUAAAAGAAACACUAUAGUCACCCAGACCACUUCAUCUCAAUGAAGUGGUCUGGGUGCAGUGUCCCCGUCCCCUUAACUCCUCAAAGAAGGCCUAACUCCUUUUGUAACGGUGCAUGAUGAGGAUAGGUGAGCAGGAAACAGGGGUUUUUCACCCUUUCAGUGCCAAACUGGGUUGAGGAACACUCUAAUGUUGGCAAUACAGGUUUCUAUUCCUAAUGUUAGUGUUCCUUUCAAACUGCCGUAUAUAAUAUAUUUAUUUGCAUUUAGUUAUUUUUUUUUAUCUCUUUCCAUUUAUUUUAGUUCCCCACCACUACAAUUUGCCUUUAUUUACAAUUAUCCUUUCUUCGAUGGGUGGGUUCCCAUAAACCCACCCUUGUCCUCGGUAGCCUCAAAACUUAUUUCAAUCACCUCCUCCUUUGGCCUAUCGCAAUGGGGUAAUUCUCCCACACAUGUAGCUGGCAAUACCAUAGAUCUUAUUUUUUCAAAUGCAUACUCAGUCUCCAAUCUCUGUUAUACUCCAUUUCAUCUAUCAGACCACCACCUCCUAUCAUUUGUUUUUGGGUGCCCCCACACCCAAUAUCCUCAACCUAAUCCCCCUCAACUCAGGAGGAAUUUGAAUUCUCUUGAUCUCCAGCAGCUAUCAAUUGUAAUCCAUUCUGAACUCUCAUCCAUCCCUUCCCUCUCCUGUACCUCUCUGGCUAUCUCCUCAUAUUAAACUACCCUCACCUCUGCCCUAGAUGCUGCAGCCCUACUCCAAGCAUGCACCUCAAGGAGGGCACGUCGCCAACUGUCUCACACUAGGUCAACAGGCUACCUACAGAGAUGCUCCCGUUCAGCUGAACACUGCUGGAGAUAGUCCCGCACCUUGUCAGACUUCCUCCAUUAUAAUUAAUUUUGUUUUCAUAUGGCACAGCCCUCACCCUCGCUAAACAAUCCUACUUUUCAUCUAUUGUUAGUUGCAUGCUACUAUACCGACAAGAUUGAAUAGUUAAGGAAAGAAUGCUCCUCUCUUUCGCAUCCACACAUCAACCGUUCCUUUCCUACCCUACAGGCCUUCUCCCCAGCUACAGAACCAGAGAGGUGGCUUUGCUUCUCCUUUCCUCUCGUCCCACCACCUGUCCGCUUGAUCCUUCCCACCUUAUCAGAUCUCUCUCCCCUUGUCUUGUACCAUCCUUAACACACAUCCUAAACUGCUCUCUUUCAUAUGGUGUUGUCCCUGCUCCUCUAAAGCAUGCUACUGUCGUACCAAUCCUAAAAAAGCCAUCCCUAGACCCAUCUUCACCUUCCAAUUAUCGUCCCAUAUCCCUGCUCUUUUUUUCCUCAGAGCUUCUAGAAAGGCUUGUCUUUGCUCGUAUGACUCACUUCCUAAAUUCCAACUCCCUCCUCGGUCCUCUUCAAUCUGGCUUUCACCCCUUCCACUCUGAGACUGCUAUCAUUAAAGGACCACUCUAGGCACCCAGACCACUUCAGCUUAAUGAAGUGGUCUGGGUGCCAGGUCCUUCUAGGGUUAACCCAUUUUUUCAUAAACAUAGCAGUUUCAGAGAAACUGCUAUGUUUAUGAAUGGGUUAAGCCUUCCCCCAUUCCCUCUAGCAGCUGUCUCAUUGACAGCCGCUAGAGGCGCUUGCGUGCUUCUCACUGUGAUUUUCACAGUGAGAGCACGCCAGCGUCCAUAGGAAAGCAUUAUGAAUGUUUUCCUAUGUGACCGGCUGAAUGCGCGCGCAGCUCUUGCCGCGCGUGCGCAUUCAGCCGACGGGGAGGAGAGAAGGAGGAUCGGAGGAGGAGAGCUCUCCGCCCAGCGCUGGAAAAAGGUACUUUUUAACCGCUUUCCCUUUCCAGAGCCGGGCGGGAGGGGGACCCUGAGGGUGGGGGCACCCUCAGGGCACUAUAGUGCCAGUUAAACGAGUAUGUUUUCCUGGCACUAUAGUGGUCCUUUAAAGUUACAAAUGACCUAAUCACAGCUAAAUCCAAAGGCCACUACUCCAUACUAAUUCUUCUUGACCUCUCUGCUGCCUUUGACACUUGAUCAUGGCCUCCUUCUCCUAACUCUUCAAUAUCUUGGUCUCUGACACAGCCCUCUCAUGGUUCUCCUCCUAUCUCUCCCAAUGCUCCUUCAGUGUCUUUUUUUCCAAUGACACCUCCUCUCUUGAUCCUGCCUCAGUCAGAGUCCCUCAAGGUUCAGUUCUUGGUCCCCUUUUGUUCUCGCUAUACUGCCUCUCUUGGCAAACUCAUUAAUUCAUAUGGAUUCCACUACCACCUGUACUCCGACACCCAGAUAUACCUCUCCCCUGCUGUCCUACAACGUGUCACUAAUUGCCUCUCUUCUAUCUUUUAUUGGAUGUCCUCCUGCUUUCUGAAACUCAAUCUCUCUAAAACUGAGUUUCUUAUUUUUCCUCCUCAUAAAACUAAGCCUCCUCCUUCAAUCCCCCUGCAGGUUGACAGUACCUGCCUAACCCUAUCCUUUCAAGCUCACUGUCUUGGUGUCAUUUUUGAUCCUGGCCUCACCUUUGCACCUCAUGUCCAGUCUGUUGCUAAAACCUGUCGAUUACAACUUAAAAACAUUGCCUGCAUACUCCCAUUUCUUACGCAAGAUGCUGCCAAGGAGAUUGUUCAUCCUCUAGUAAUCUCUCACAUGGAUUACUGUAAUUCCCUCAUAAUUUGAAUCCCCAGAAGCCGUACUACCCCCCUGCAAAUUCACGCCUGCAAGACUUCUCACGGGCGGCUCCUUUGUUUUGGAAAAGCCUGCCUACCCCUGUCAGACUCUCCUCUAGUCUUCAAUCAUUUAAGAAGUCCCUAAAUGCUUAUGCCUCCCAAGAAUAACUUCUAUAUCUCAAACCUUCCUGUUGCUCUCUCCUACAGGGCCACACUCCACUUUCACCUCCCGCUCUGCUAUUUUCCCACCAUGUCAAUUUGCUGUCUCCCUCAAUACCCUUCCUAUUGUGUUUUGCUACCCCACCUCCUCUAGACUGUAAGCUUGUUUGAGCAGGAUCCUCAACUGCCUAUUGUUCCUGUUACAUUUUGUUAUUGUCUCAUUUGGUUAAUUCCCCUCUUAUUGUAAAGCACUGCCGAAUAAGCUGGUGCCAUAUAAAUAAUAACCAAUAAUAAUCUGGAUCUGGUUGCAGCCAUUUUGAUCUCCUUAGACCAUGUUUGCCCUUUUGUUGGAUUGAUUAUACAGAUGGAUUCUGGGUACACUAGAUUGGCAAUUGAAAAAGAACCAUAAGUACGCUCUGCUCAAUAUCCGGUUUUGUCAACUUGCUACCGAUACACAAAAAAACAUAGUCCUUAUUUUUCCUUAUGUGCUUUAUAAAAUCUAGUGCUCAGGACAAUUUUUUUUUUUUUUUUGUGUGUGUCUCAGUGGUCCUACUAUGCUGCUAUCCACAGUGUGUCAUAUGUUAGACUAAUAGAAUGCUCGCUAUCUGCAACCCCUUUUAAAUGGGCCCCUUCCUGUGCAUUUCCAAACAAGAACAAUGUCAAACAAUGAAAACCAACCAUAACAAACUUUAAAAAUAUCUUUCAAAUUCUCAAAACAAUGCACUUUUCAUAUUCUAAUUUAUUCACUAUUUCUAUCUAUCUGUAAUACCGUACUCCCAUGGCUUUGCACUCCUCCCUGGCACAGGUGCCUCAUUCCAGGGCCCUAUUUAACCUUGCCUUGCAGAGAGUCCCAGGAGGAAGGUUAUCCCAAGUAAGUGGAUUAAUCUCAGAAGAGCGACAUUUGAUUGCUAGGAAAGGACCUGACAAAAGUGGGGUACAUUGGUGUUGUGGCAGGCCUGUGCAAUAUAUGAUCAUAUACUGUAACUAAAUUAUUGUAGGGUAUUUUUUUUUUUUUUUAAAAGCUACAGAAUCAUUUGAGCAUUGAAGUUGGUAUUUGGUGAGUGCGCAGAAUCUAAAGUUUCCCAGUUUCCAGAAGAAAAUCCUCUUUAACUCUGUGGAAAUUUAUAGUGAUGCAACUCCUUUUACAAAGUCAACUUUUCCUAUUCACGUAGCUGGGAUAUUAUCUUUAUUGAUUACUUGUGUUAAUGCUUGACAGCAUAGCCAUAUGUAAUAUGGUGACUAAUUACAAAGUAAAUGUAAUAUGGAUUUUUCUUUACACACUUGAACUGUCUAAUUACCUGUAAAUGAAUGGAACAUGCGACCUUUUAGGUAAUUCUACACAUGCGUAAGAAUUAUAACCAUCUUCGGUAAUAUUUCAAAGAACAGUUACUGAUAAAGGAGCAUUGACAAUAUUUACACCUUUUGUUUACUAGAGGCAAAUGUAAUAAAUGAAAAAAAUAUACACAGAAUAAAUAGACACUGUACUACAUACAACAGACGAGAUGAUUUCAAUUAAUUGAGAAUUUUGUUUACCCAGUAAACAGAGUAGAUAUCCCAGCUCCUAUUAUAAAAGUGAUGUACAGUAUGGUUAACUACCCAAGAACAAUGAUAUAUUUAGCCUCUGCAACCCUGUACUGCCACUUUGCUUUUAACUCCUUAAGGACCAAACUUCUGGAAUAAAAGGGAAUCAUGACAUGUCACGUGUCCUUAAGGGGUUAAAUGAGAGGGACAAUUCCAUUAAUAUAUUUUGCCAAGUAUAAAUCUUUAAAAAGGCAAUGUCCCUACCACCAAAUUACUAAUUUCAUCCAUCCAUGUUAUGUCAUUUUAACUGUGAGUAUGUCAUGAAAAUCUAAGGGUUUUUUCACUAAACGUUGAAUGUCAGUGGAAUGCCAUCCAGUUUCCAAAUUUGGCUGUUUCAACGGAAACUUUACAAGGUUAAAAAUCUUUUGGCUAUUCACAAAGUUCUAAUUUGGUUGUUUUUAAGCCAUAAAACAUACAUUUAUUUGCUAACUGUUAAAAUCUGACAAAUCUCUAUAUACGUUUUUCUGAUUGAAAACUGAAAUUGUAACUAACUUCCCUUAAUAAUUUUAUUCAUUUAUUUUUGGUCAUAUUGUAACAGCAGGGUAAUUUGGUUGUUUGUUUAUUUUAUUUUUUUUAAAACUAAUCUCACUGCAGCAAGAAGAUCAAUUUCAAAAUAGCAGGGACUCCUUCAGCUCUAUGAAAUUUCAGUUUGGUUGACGGUGAAUAAAGUAAACUUUAUUUUACCUUAAGUGUUUCCAUGUAAAGAUGGCAUUUCUGGAAUUGUUUCACAAUUUUAAAAUCUUCAGUGACCGCCACUGAUUUAAAGUCCAUUGAAGGAACACUACAGGACCACCUAGACUACCUCAUGCAAAUGAAGUGGUCUGGGUGCCAUGUGCCCUGUGUAUUAACCCUGCAAUCUAAACCAUUUCAGUUCUGCAGGGACCGCAAAGAUUUUUAUUUACAGGGUUAACCUGCCUCUAGUGGCUGCCACAUCUAACAGCAAGUAGAGAGGCGCUUCACUGAUGUCGUGGAGUAAAAUUCCACUUUUUUUUUUUUAGUCCCUAUUUUCUCAUACAAAUCAUCUGAUUGGCACAGCGUGUUACCUUGCCUCACAUGCGUGCUAGUCUCCCAGUGCUGGAAAGCAUUGGCUGAGAUCAUCGAUCUCUGUGAUUUCAACCAAGGAGGCAGGACCAGGCAUGGACAGAGCAGCAAGGUUUGGGAAGCAAGGGAAGUUAAAUGUUGACUAAGGCACUCUAGCGUUUGGAAUACACAUCUUGUGUUCCAGAAGCUGUGAUUUGCUGAUUAGAUUACCAGCUUUCACUGUUCAUGUAAAAAGGAAAAUGUGUGUAUCCAGUAUGUCAAAGGUAAACUAGAAAACCAAUGUUCGAAGCUUACUCCAUUAAAAAAUAGACUCCUGAACAAAUUUCAGAGAUCAACACAUGCAGUAUAGGCAGUACAUGAAAUGAAUGUUGUGGGUGUUUUUUUUUUUUUUUAAUGCAGGUACACCUAGCCUUCCAGGAAAAGUUUUUUUGUUUUUUUUUAAUAGUAUUGCUAAAAAUUAAACACGAAGAUGGGUGCAUAGAUACACUAAAUGGAAAAUAUGUACAAUAUAUUUUCAGAAAGGAAACCUGCAUCAGAAGCAGAAGGAGUUUGCAAUAAUCACAAGUUAAGCAAUGCAAACAAGUUAUUUUUGAUUAAAAUGAUAAAUAUCUCACCCAGGUUGUCUGCUGCAAAAUAAAUGGAAUUCGUGUUUGUGUUUUUUGUUUUGUACUGAUCCCAGGUGGUUUUGUAUUUCAUACUAUGUAACACAUGGAGUGAUUAUAUGUUUGAAUACAACCUUGUGGUUCCUCUGCACAUUUAAUUCAGCUGACACCCUCUCUAUAGAGUGUUUUUACGGCAUAUGUAACCUGGAUAGGCAGUUGGUUAGCUUUAUGAGCCAUAUUCUUCUAGUGAUUGUGUCACUAGGUAGCUUGAAGACUCAGAAGAGACCAAACCUGCCCAGCUUGAGGUUAUAUUAUAUUACCUAGGUAUACUUUUUUCAGUGGGCAACAAGUCUCUGAAAUGCAACUGCUCACAUGUACAUUUAGUACACACAUUACUAAUAAUCUGUAGGUAAUGGUAAAUUGUAUCUGAAUGUGUGCUAGUUUUAAUGUACCAUUAUUAUGCCUGCAUUGCCCAUAGCUGUAUAUAGGGCUUGAAGUGGUAUUCUGUCUGUAUUUUUAUAUCCGCACUGGUAUUUCAAUAGUUGACAUCUCCAGCCCUUGCUAAGUAACCCCCCCCACAUUCCUUGUUUGUCAAGUUUAUCCUUGGUACCCUCAUUUUACAAAUUUGUUUUGACAUUUCAUUGCGUCUGGGUUCAAGUCUAGCUGGCUCAGAGACUAUAUUUUUAAUUCUAAAGAUUUGACUGUCAGGCAUACCUUGUUGGUGUUGAGCUGAAACUAGAAGGUUACGGUUCUGGUUUUUGUUACAUUUUUUCCCUGUGGCUUUAUUAUACAGGUUAGUUUGCUAGCUCCCAAAAUAAUGUAAAAACCAAAUAGCUACUUGAACACAAUCCCAAAUCCAUAUACACGUUUAAAUAACUGGAGUUUUUUUUUAGCAUCACUCCAAUUGCCAUUAAAAUGUAAGCUCAUUUUUAGUGAGUCCUACACUAAUAAUUUGCCUUGCUGCUUUUACCUAAAAGGUAAUUUUUCUAAAACCCUACAUACUUAUUAACCCUUAGCAAGGAAUACAUGGCAUACCUUGUAUGGUGUGUACGGUGGCUGCUACUAGAAAACUGUUUUUUCCCUAGAGGAUUUCUCAUACAAGUUGGUUUGUUUGCCUAGGUUCACAAAAUAAUGUAUCCAAAGAGUACAGUUUGUAAAUCCAUUUGCAGUGUGCAUAUAUAUAUAUAUAUAUAUAUAUAUAUAUAUACCACAUCUCUAUGUACUAUAUUUAAUGUUUUAAAAAUUUUUUUGCAUGCAGAUGUAGGUUUUUAAAAUCAAAAGGGUUGGAAUUGUACAUGUGUAUUCUGUAUUUAUCUAAACAGUAAUAAUGUUCCUUCAUUAUAGGCAUCAAAACAACUUUUUAGCUGAAUGAGGUGGUUUUGGUGUACAGAUCAUGCCUCUGCAGUUCAGUACUGCCAUUUACGAGUUAAAUCAAUUUGUUUAUACAGCCCUAGUAACACCUCUCUGCAUGUGACUUGCACCGUCUUCCUAAACACUUCCUGCAGAGAGACAUCUAAGGUUUAAACUUCCUUCAUUGCACAUUCUGUUUGAUUUACAAUGUAUCUCCUGCUCUGUUAAGUCUUCUAGAACCUGCAGGAGCCUACUGUUUGUGAUUUACAGAGCAGGAGAUAAAAGCAAAUAACAUCUGUAGGCUGUGAGUCACGGCUAAGGGAUUUGUGGCUAGGGCUGCAUAAACAGGAAUACAAGUGAUUUAACUCCUAAAUGGCAGAGAAUUGAGCAGUGAGAGUGCAUGGGGCACACCAAAACUGCUUCAGUAAGCAAGUGUUAUUUUGAUGCCUAUAGUGUCCCUUUACACAGGGGUAACCUUCUGAGAAAUCUGAUUCAUAUAAAAGCCUGUAUUGUUUUUUUACAGAAAAGUAAAAUAAUUUGUAAUUCUGUAAAUUAUUUUCAAAAGAAAAUGUUGGCACAGCACUUAUAAACUCCCACCCCUCCCUCAUUGCGUUACUGGUUUCGUCAUUUAGGAAAUGAGGUUAAUUCAAGGCAGGAGAGCACAAAUGCCCUAGGUGCAUUUUUAAACUCAAUAUGAAAACGUCAUGCAAGUCUAGUAAACAGAAGUAUUGCGACUAAGAAAGGAAUUUGUGUCUGAAAUAAAAUUUUCAUUUUUAAAGAGGAACGGUCAUUCCAGAGGUAAUAAUACAUUGUAAUAGUAAGUUAACUGGUUGUGUAUUUUUUAACUGUGUAUGAGUUGCACAGUUCUUUGGACAUUUUAUUGAAAUAAAUACUUUUUACUAAGUUUACUACAAACGUUUCACUUCCAUUUUGAAUUCACUAAAGCAUUUCUAUUAUUGAAAAUAUAUUUUAGAACAAAACCAGAGACUCACAAAAUAAAAGUGGACAGUUCCUCUUAAAGUGGGCAGUGCGCCAGUUACAGGACAUUAUUAAAUGGUUUGCAUGGCAGAGGCCAAAUACAGGGAUUUGACCUGCAUAAAAGUAGACAAAUGUGAGCCUGAAAUAGAAGGUGUUAGUAAGGACUUAAUGACAUGUACUGAUCUGUAUCUCUCUACAUUUAUUUUUCAUCUGGGCAUGCGUAAUAAAAAUAAACUAGAGAUGAACAAAUGUAGUUGCUGGGUGCAAGCUUAUCCUACAGCACUGCAAAUGUUACUUAACAAUUAUGUGAUUAUGUUGUAUCUUUGUAUGGAUGUGUGUAUAAAUCAUUUUUUAUAAUUAGAGAUUAUUCUAGCCUCGGUGAGGGAAUAAUCUAAAUUUUAUUAAAGACUGGAGGCUUCAUAUUUGCUUUACCUUUACUGAAAACCUCCAGCAGGAAAGAAAUAGUUAACAUAACUUUUUCAAACAACCAAUCAGAACAAAAAUAACAGCAGUAUGAAAUCCCUCCGUCAGACCUUUCCACUUCCUUUCUUUGAGGAGGCCGAGCAGGACAGCAAGGAAAACCAACGAAUCCAACUUGUAACAGGUACAUCUAGAGAAGAAAUUGCCAAAACCAGAUUACACUGCAAGGAAAAAGAAAAAGGGAAAGUAAACUGUCAAGGCAAGAGGUCAUAUCCAUACAAUAUUAUUUCCACAGUAUAAUACAUGCGGACUAAACGCAGAUGGACAACCAAAACCGUAUAUUAGGAAGAAAAAAAAAAAAAAUCUUUAUUACUGAACAUAAGACCAUACAUUGUAAAACAUAAUAUCCCUAAGUAGCAUAAGAGGAAAAUAAUUCCAGGGUGGGAAAUAUUCGCCUCCUAUCUUUAAUAAAAUGUAGAUUAUUCCCUCACUGAGGCUAGAAUGAUGCCUAAUUUUAUGACAAGACAGGAGGCUUCAUAUUUGCAAUUUUAACACCCGGACAUACAAACAGAAGAAACAUGAGAUCGUAGACGGAAAUAAAAAGUACGGAAAGUCAAUUCCCUAGACCAAACAGCGGCGCCGAGAAAUAGCUGUAAGGUACCCACUGGCUUCUAAAGUUGCUGAAGCUUCAGUGCCCCAAAAGAACUCGCCACACUAGCCGAUGAGAGAAACCACUGAGCAACCGUAGGUGCAGAAACAGCCCUUAACAGUUGUACGUAGGAAAUCAACAGCUUCCCAUGAGCAGAUGGGCAAAAGGACGAAGUCCUGCAUAUAUAUCCGUAGGUAACGUGCCACACAGAGACGUGGCCUAUCUGGAGAAUAGGGAUACGACCCAGAAGAGGAAUGAGAUCUCAUCCAUGUGUAAAAUCAGGAGCACUAACAUCAAAAAAGGUGACGAAAAGAUACAAGACAUAACAGGAGAGCCAGCUAGUGCAAAGACAAAUCCCUGUUAUCAGGCCACUCCUCAAGGAAUCGCAGAACAAGCGAUACAACCCAAAAUGAGGAAUAGCUAGAGGUAGGGGUCUCGAAAGGCGUACAGGAGUAGUCUGCAGACCGAGGAGUCCUACCAAUGCCAGAGUCUUGAGAAGGCACACGAGCCGUCAAACUAGCUGACCGAAAGACGUUAAUGGUCCUAUACAACUUACCCUGAGAAACCAAUUCAGCCAGGAAGUUCAGGACUGCCAUGAUAGGGCCGUAAAGGGAUCCAAACGUCUCUUCAGCUACCAGCUAUGCCAGGAUCGCCAAGCGUGCAGGUAUGAUCUUCUGGUGCCAGACGCCCAAACGUCCCGGAGUAACUCUCUAACCGUCGUCGAUAGGCCCAAACCAUCCCAGGAACCCCGGAAAUGGUCCAAGUCACUUAGCGGUAGGCGAUCCUCUAAUAUAAAUUGAUGUGGAUCCCUUCGCAUGACAACUCCAGCAAGAGAGGGAACCACGGUUGACUCCUUCAAAAGUAUUGUGACCAGGAGAAACAACACUCCUAGGAGUGUGGUCCGAUGCAAUGUCCAAAGUAUCAUGGAGAAAGUGGGAAACUCAUAUGCCCACGAGGGAGGCCAGUCUCGGAGAAACUCGUCCACUGCCUCCUUGAGGGGUCUGAAAGCCAACUGAAGCACAAACUCCGUCUAACGGUUCGCCUUGGAUGCGAACAGAUCCAAGUGAAGGGUGUCUCCGAAUGAGUCCAGUAGUUGAAACACAGAGGGUGAAGUUGCCAAUCGGUAACGUCUAUCCAGUGCCGGGAGAACCAGUCCGCUACUUGAUGUCCUGUUCCGGGAGAUAUUCUGCCACAAGUGACCUUCUUGUCCAGACCAUAUUGAAAGAGAUCCUUCGUGAGAUCCGACAGCAGUUUGAAGUGGGAAACCUCCCCACCGAUUUUAUGUAACGGACAGCCAGGACAUUGUCUAUGCGGAUAAGCAGCGAUUCUUCCCCUUGGUGAAGCUGCGACUGGCAACCGAUCCUGAAAUAAGUUCCAGACAGUAGAUGUGAAGAGCUCUCUCCUCCAGAGUCCUCCUGUCACCAUGCCUUUGCAAGUAGUGCCCCACUACAGCUGGCGUCUGAUUCCAGGCCAAAUUCUGUUUGAGGUCCGAAAAUCGCCUUGCCGGUCUAGGCCUCCAUAUGUUGCAGCCACCAAUGAAGUUGACAUGACUGUCGUAUGAGGUAGAUGACCUGAGAUAGCGAGCCUUCAGGUGUUGGAGUGCCCGAGAGUGCAGGGUCCUGGAAGAUGGCUUGAAUGGAGGAUGACAACAGGCCAAACGUCCGGGCCAGGUCCCUUAGUGUGACCCGUGUGUCGCGGAGUAGGCAUCUGAUAUCCUUCCUGAAGGUGGUCACCUUUGACAGCAGAAGACUGAGCACCGCCUGAACUGAAUCCACCACAAAACCCAGAAACUGGACCGACAGAGGGGACCAGUUCCGACUUUUUUUUUAAAAUUUCUUUUCACGUUGAGGGCGAAUCCCAGGCCCUGAAUCAGAUGGAUCGGGGCCGUGAGGUAGGCUUCCCUCAGAUCCAGUUAAAAGAACCAAUCGCUCUCGCAGAGCAGGUCUCUGAGGAGAUGGAUACCCUCCAUCUUGAAAAGUCUAUAGACAACAUAACUGGACGCAGCAGCAAAAAAAGAGGAAGUAGGAGGGAUUUCAUACUGCUGUUAUUUUGUUCUGAUUGGUUGUUUGAAAAAGUUCUGUUAACAGUUUCUUUGCUGCUGGAGGUUUUCAGUAAAGAAGGUAAAGCAAAUAUGAUGCCUCCUGUCUUGCCAUAAAAUUUACCACCUUAUUUUGCAGUAUUGUAUAAUGGCAUUAACCAUACUGUUGUUGCUCUUUGAAAAAAAUAAAUAUAUAUUUCUUUUUUAAACGACAAUGGCCCACUUAACCUCAAACCAAAAAGAUUGGCAUAUGAAGACCUAUAAAAUAUCAGAACUGUUUUUAUAAAUAUCAGGCAUUGUGCUGAGCAGGUUCAUAUAAUCUAUUAAUAUAUCGUAAUGACUCUAGGUCCACAUAAUAAAUUAUUAAUGUAUUAUGACAGCUGGUCUCUAUAAUAAUAUGCUAUUUGUGUAUACUAUAUUACUGGUCCAUACAUUAGCAGUGUACAGGCCAGUUUCUAGUUGCCCAGGAUGGCUAGCUGGGCCAUAUGAUAUUCUAUUAAUGUUUAGUAAUGGCAGAUGGUAAAUACAUUUGCAGUACAGGCGGGUUUCCAGUAGCCCAGGGUGGCUAGCUGGCUCUGUGUGUUCCAUGCACUAGCCGCACAGGCAGGUUUCCAGUAGCCCAGGCUGGCUCUGUGUGGUCCAUGCACUAGCAGUAGCCCGGGGUGGCUAGCUGGCUCUGUGUGUUCCAUGCAGUAGCCCAGGGUGGCUAGCUGGCUCUGUGUGCUCCAUGCACUAGCAGCACAGGCAGGUUUCUAGUAGCCCAGGGUGGCUAGGCUGGCUCUGUGUGGUCCAUGCACUAGCAGUAGCCCGGGGUGGCUAGCUGGCUGCGUGUGCUCCAUGCAGUAGCCCAGGGUGGCUAGCUGGCUCGGCUCUGUGCGCUCCAUGCAGUAGCCCAGGGUGGCUAGCUGGCUGUGUGUUCCAUGCAGUAGCCCGGGGUGGCUAGCUGGCUCUGUGCGUUCCAUGCAGUAGCCCAGGGUGGCUAGCUGGCUCUGUGCGUUCCAUGCAGUAGCCCAGGGUGGCUAGCUGGCUCUGUGCGUUCCAUGCAGUAGCCCAGGGUGGCUAGCUGGCUGUGUUCCAUGCAGUAGCCCAGGGUGGCUGGCUGGCUCUGUGUGUUCCAUGCAGUAGCCCAGGGUGGCUAGCUGGCUCUGUGUGUUCCAUGCAGUAGCCCAGGGUGGCUGGCUCUGUGUGUUCCAUGCAGUAGCCCAGGGUGGCUAGCUGGCUCUGUGUGCGCUCCAUGCAGUAGCCCAGGGUGGCUGGCUGGCUGUGUGUGCGCUCCAUGCAGUAGCCCAGGGUGGCUGGCUGGCUGUGUGUUCCAUGCAGUAGCCCAGGGUGGCUAGCUGGCUCCAUGCAGUAGCCCAGGGUGGCUAGCUGGCUCCCAUGCAGUAGCCCAGGGUGGCUAGCUGGCUCUGUGUGCGCUCCAUGCAGUAGCCCAGGGUGGCUGGCUGGCUGUGUGUUCCAUGCAGUAGCCCAGGGUGGCUAGCUGGCUCUGUGUUCCAUGCAGUAGCCCAGGGUGGCUGGCUGGCUCUGUGGCUGGCUCCAUGCAGUAGCCCAGGGUGGCUGGCUGGCUCUGUGUGUGCUCCAUGCAGUAGCCCAGGGUGGCUGGCUGGCUCUGUGUGUGUUCCAUGCAGUAGCCCAGGGUGGCUGGCUGGCUCUGUGUGUGUUCCAUGCAGUAGCCCAGGGUGGCUGGCUGGCUCUGUGUGUGUUCCAUGCAGUAGCCCAGGGUGGCUGCUGGCUCUGUGUGUGUUCCAUGCAGUAGCCCAGGGUGGCUAGCUGGCUGUGCUGUGCAGUAGCCCAGGGUGCUUCCAUGCAGUAGCCCAGGGUGGCUGGCUGGCUCUGUGUGUGUUCCAUGCAGUAGCCCAGGGUGGCUGGCUGGCUCUGUGUGUGUUCCAUGCAGUAGCCCAGGGUGGCUGGCUGGCUCUGUGUGUGUUCCAUGCAGUAGCCCAGGGUGGCUGGCUGGCUCUGUGUGUGCUCCAUGCAGUAGCCCAGGGUGGCUGGCUGGCUCUGUGUGUGUUCCAUGCAGUAGCCCAGGGUGGCUGGCUGGCUCUGUGUGUGUUCCAUGCAGUAGCCCAGGGUGGCUGGCUGGCUCUGUGUGUGUUCCAUGCAGUAGCCCAGGGUGGCUGGCUGGCUCUGUGUGUGUUCCAUGCAGUAGCCCAGGGUGGCUGGCUGGCUGGCUCUGUGUGUGUUCCAUGCAGUAGCCCAGGGUGGCUGGCUGGCUCUGUGUGUGAUGUAAAGGCAGCCGCAGCUCCCGCCCAGCCUAUGGAAUCCCUUCCGCCGUAAAUAUGCAGAGAAUCCCCGGGAACCCUCCUGCCCCCGUGCUGUAUCCGCCGGCCGGCCCCAUGACGCUCGGUGCUGCUAUUUGGAGCCGGGUCCCUCCCGCCGCCGGCUGCUAAGAAUAGCGCCCGGCCUAUUAAUAGAUCAAACAAUGCUGCCUGCGUCAUAGGAAAAGCCGUGCGUCACUGGGGACACAUUCCAAGCUCGCGCUGCCGGAAAGGCCACGCCCCCUCUGCCCUUCUAUGGAGAGUGGUCACCAUCACUAACGUGCGUCACACACCCCCCGUGCCGGGGCCGCGCCCCCUCGUGCGUCACAGAGGCUUUAAUAGAUUUGACAUGCAGGUCUGAGAGCACAGUGAGCCGUGAGAAGGGACAGUGCGAGCAGCCAGCCACAGCCAGUGCAGGGAGCGGCCAGCACUGCCAUCACACUGCACUACCCUGACCCCCUGCGGACAGCCCGCUCCGGGGACACACACCACUGACAGACCUGGUAUGUCGCGACAUGGCGAUAGUCCAUUCAUUCUGCACACACUCAGUGCAUGCCUAUUGUUCAGCUGCAGCCCAUUCCUUAAUGUAGCAGGCUGUCAUGGAGGCUGCCCGGAUUGCAGGAAUUAGUCUCAUUUUCUGGGGAUUCUCGAUGCAGAAUGAAAUCCAUUAGAAGGUGGCUUAUACUGUAUUGGGUUCUAGAAUGUUAAUUUGGAAGAAAGAACCUGAGGAUUCUGUUUAGAAUGUGCAUGCUGUAUGGGUUUGGUUUUGGCUGUGUUUUUUUUUUUUUGUUUUUUGUUUUUUUUUUAGAAUGUGUUGAUGACAUUUACAUCAGUAUUAUUUUAUUAUUAUUAUUUUUGCAUAUUAAUUGAUAUUUUUUUGUCUUAUCCCCAAUGCCAUCCAACUUUGCACAAUCUGUGAUGCUAUUGUAGCCGGUGUGCAGCAGAUAGGCUGCAAAUUCAUUGCUUGGGGCUGCCCCUGGCAACGUGAGCAGGUUUCUACAGCUAGGAGAGACAACCUGUCAUGUAGACUCCUUUCAUGCUGGCAUUGUACACUGUAAAAUCUGUUUUUGAAUCUAUAAAUACACAAAUAAUCUAAAGUUUAAAUGUAUACAUUAAUAUUAUUUUAUUUUUGGGGAAUUAUAUUGCACAUGGUGUUGUAGAUGCUUGUUCACACAGAAUUCCCAGAUGUGUUCUAAUAUAUUCUGCAAUAAUGGAGCAAAUAUCCAUUGUAAGAAGUGAAUUUGAUACUUAACAAGCUAGUCUGAAGAAGUCUUUUGUGCCUUGUUCAAUGUACACCUGCAGAUAGCUGCCAGUUCCCUAACAGACACCACUAGUGUCUGCAAAAUAGAUCUUAGCUUUCAUCCUGCUUGCAGCUGUGUGCUGGUUGGGUUGUAUAACUUUAUUCUCCGCUUGCAAUACUGUUCUAUAAUGCAUAUUGCGGUUGGGGGUACAGAUUUCAAAUAAUUAUGAAAGCAUAUCUUUAAAAUUGUCGUGUGUUGGCACUCUUGUAUUUGAUUGCUGCAUGAUGUUUGUCCAUGCAAAACCAACUUAAUUACUUUGAUUAACUUUUCUUAUACGUUGAUAUAGGUUCUUUUUUUCGUUGGAUAGCCUGUGUAGCCACACAAAGCCUUGGCUUUUCUAUACACCGUGAUUCACGCCAAGAGCAGCUAUGAGAUAAUGAUCCAUUUUAAAUGGCAAACGUGUGUAUUAUAGGACAACCCAACCUAUCUGGAACAAAUCUUCUGCAGUGCUUUUGUGUCCCUGUGGCAAAGUGCUUUCUUGGCUCUGUACAGCCUCCUAUCUCUUGCUACUAGUUGCAUUUCCUCUAGGGAAGCGUCUAACCCAUAAGCCUUAUAAAACAGUUGUAUUGUGUUGGAUUAAAAUGGUCUUUGUCAGCUGUUGAAUUCCCAAAGUGCAUGUUUUUAUACAGUGCAAUCCUCUAUUGAGUAGUCUUAAUGAGUUUAUAGCAUACAAAUACAAAAAAAUCAAGUAUCUUGUAAACGCCCAUCAAUGUUCCUUAUUUUUACAAAGUAUGCAUGUACAGUGAAGUUUGAUACGGACUUGUGUUUGGAAUUGUCAUUAUUACUUAGUUAGCACGACAAUGUAACAGAUGAGCAAGUGAGGACCCCCAUGGAAACUUAUUUCCAUAUAUGUGUGUGUGUGUGUAUAUAUAUUUAUUUAAAAAAUUAGUUUUUUUUCAAAAUUAUUUGUGUCACAUAAAUUAUUUGAAUUGCCACUAGUCUUUUAAAGUCUUUCUGCAAGAGCCAUGAUCUCUGACGUCCACUUGGCCUAGCUUUGUGGAAUGCUCCUUCCUACUUUGCUUGAUUUUAAUAAAUACACUGAGGUACAAAAAGUUUCCUGUAUGUGCUUUUAAAACCAAUGCAAUGUGCUGUCGUUGGCUCCUUAACUUCUAAGCAAGAUCGAAUUUCUUUAUGCAAAAGUUACAUUACAUUGGUAACAGGACAGUUUCAUCCAUUGCAAACAACUGAACAAAUCCGUUGUUUGCUUUGCUCACUUCUAAGGUUUUAAAUUGCGUUGGGAUUGAAAAAUUUACUUUAAUUUUUUUUUAAAACAAUUCCUAUUGCAUUUAACAUACAUUUGAUUAUUGUAGUUUUAAAAUGGCUGCUCUUAUCUUAAUGUUGAGCUUAAGGCCAGUGGGAUCAGCCAAUUGAAAGGGUUAGAUAUGUUUUGUUAAUGCUUUAUUAUUUGACCAAAAUAUGUAAUUUUUUUUAAAAAAAUCUUUUCAAUGGAGAGGUGUAUUACAGCAAACCUCACAUUUGCAGGUUCUUAUUGAAAACUUGAGACAGUCUGGCUCAAACUCAAUAGCUCUUAGUGGUGACAAGUAAAUUUAUGUCACUACGCCAAAGAAAGAACUGGACGGUGCUUUGCAAUGUCAAAGUAGCCUUGUAGGACUAUUUGGCUAGAGCCUGUUGCUUCAUAAAUAGAUCUGGCGCCUCCCAGUCGUUUUCACUUUGCCCACUGCCCAUGGAGUUUCCUUGUUUCUGUGGCAUGGAUUUUUCCGAGGGUGUGUGUGUAUAUACAGCAGAUAUCUCUAUUCACUUUUCAGCCACUAACACGUACUGUAAAAUUUGUCCGGUUUGUUUCCUGUGCCUAUUACUGCUAUCCUGCAAAUUGAAAGAACACAUUUAAAAGGUGGUUUCUUUAUGUAUUAUAAAAGCUUAGUCUUUGGAAGCAAAGUUAAUUUAUCCUUGUUAUGUUUCCCUCUAUCUAGAAAUGCCCUGUAUUCAAGCUCAGCAUGGAAGUCUGUCUCAGUGUGCAGGUCCCUGUGAUAGCUACAUACCAGACCUCUUGA
This is a messenger RNA of Pelobates cultripes (western spadefoot toad), 38314 nucleotides long. NCBI's taxonomy places the organism in Eukaryota, Metazoa, Chordata, Amphibia, Anura, Pelobatidae. The record is from the annotation of a GenBank genome assembly.